AUGUUUGCGCGGCUGACGGCCUUGGUGGGGAGCGGGAACAGCCUCCCGUUGGAAGUCACUGGCGAGCCUUCCCUGAUAUGGGGGUCCUGGACGCACACGAGCGGCAAGUGGAAGGCAGACGGGUCGGCGGUGUCUGUGUUCCGAGUGGCCUCCUCCAACCCUUCGGAUCCCAAGCUGGCAGCAGCACGCAAUGGCACCAAACGCCUGCGCACGCUUCGCCACCCGAACGUGCUCAUAUUCAAGGAGACACUCGAGCUGGAAGAAAAGGGCGAGCAGGUCAUCUACCUGAUCACCGAGCCCAUUGUGCCGCUGGCAGAGUUCCUGGAGUCGACGACGCUCACUGGGACAGAUAGGCAGGAGUACCUGACAAUGGGCUUCCAUGCCCUGGUGGCGGCGGUGUCGUUUCUGAACAUCGACUGCAGCCUCAUCCAUGGCAACAUCUGCUCCGGCGCCAUUGCGGUGACGCCCACCCUGGACUGGAAACUGUGCGGCAUGGACCUGCUGACGGAGCAUGCGCAGGUGGGCCCUGCCAGUCCCCUGGCCGCCGCGGCCUGGCUCGUGGCCUCCCAGUACAAGCCGGGGGAGGUGGGGCGCGGGGAGUGGGAGGCGGUGCGCGCCGCGCCGCCCUGGGCGGUCGACGCAUGGGGCCUGGGCUGCCUCAUGCAGGAGCUGUACAGCGGGCAUGCGCUGGAACGGUUGGAGGAUCUGCGGCGGACGGACGUGAUCCCGCCCAGUCUGGUGCAGUGGUACCAGAAGCUGCUGAGCAGUACCCCCGCCCGGCGACUCAGCCCCGCGCGCCUGGUGGAGAGCGGCGUGCUCCGCACCAGCCUGGUCCAGCUCAUGGCCUUUUUGGAGAACCUGGCCCUCAAGGACUCCCAGGAGAAGGACGCCUUCUUCAAGCGCCUGCCGUCCCUGCUGCCCUCCGUGCCCACCCCCGUGGCCCAGCGCAAGCUGCUCCCGCUGCUGGCGGGCGCGCUGGAGUACGGCGGCGCGCCCCACGCUGCGCUGGGCACGCUGCUGACGAUCGGCGAGACGCUGCCGCCCGAGGAGCAGGCGGCGCGCGUGGUGCCCAUCAUCGCCAAGCUCUUCGCCGCCUCCGACCGCAACAUCCGGCGGGGAUUGCUGGAGAACAUCGGGGCCUACGGCGCCAGCCUGCCAGAGGCGCUGGUGGAGGAGCAGAUCUUCAGCCACGUGGCGACGGGGUUCACCGACGGCAACCCCUACCUGCGGGAGCUGACGCUGAAGAGCAUGGUUAUCCUGGGGCCCAAGCUGAGCCAGAAGACGCUCAACCAGGUCCUGCUCAAGCACCUGGCCAAGCUGCAGGUGGACGAGGAGCCCUCCAUCCGGGCCAACACCACGGUCCUGCUGGGCACGCUGGCCACUCACCUGUCCGAGGCGACGUGCCGCAAGGUGCUGCUCAACGCCUUCACGCGCGCGCUGCGGGACGGGUUCCCGCCUGCCCGUGCGGCAGGGCUCAGGGCCAUCAUCGCCACGGCCAAGUUCCACUCGCCGGAGGACGCGGCCACCAGGAUCCUGCCCGCCAUUGGCGCCUUGUGCAUCGACCCCGUUCGUGCCUCGGCCCUGGACUGCCUGGAGCACUUUUCUGCGGUGCUCAAGGCCCACCAGCAGGAUCUGACGGCCCGAGCGGAGGCCAGCACGGCGACCGGCGGCGGCCCCACCGCCUCCUCCUCCGGCGCCGGCAGCGCCACGGCCGGCGGGGGCCUGAUGACUUCCCUGGGCUGGGCCGCCUCCAGCCUGGGCCUGGCCAGGGCCGGCGCAGCGUCCCCUGUCCCCACCGCGGCGGGUGGAUCGGGCCAACCGCUGGGAGCAGACGAGGGCUGGGACGAGGACGACGCCGACGGCCUGGCGGAGCAUGGUGGGUGGCGCAAAAGUUUCCGGCGGGAGUUCUCCAACGGCGGCAUCGGCAUCGUGGAGAUGCUGUUCCGCAGCAACAUCCUGGCCCUGGUGGGGGGCGGCCCCCUGCCCCGCUACCCGCCCAACAAGGUGAUGCUGUGGGACGACCACCAGGGGCGCUGCAUCGGCGAGCUCUCCUUCCGCUCGCGCGUGCGUCGCGUGGCCCUGCGCCGUGACCUGCUGGCCGUGGCCCUGGAGCACAAGGUCCUGGUCUACGCCUUCUCCGACCUGCGCCUGACCGCCAGCGUGGAGACCGCGGCCAACGCGGCGGGCCUGCUGGCGCUGUCCACCGGCCCCGACGCCGCGCUGCUGGCCUGCCCCGGGCUGCACAGCGGGCAGGUGCGGCUGGAGGCGUACGCGACGCGGCGCACGCGCUUCGUCCAGGCGCACUCUGGCGCGCUGGGCGCGCUGUGCCUCACACCCUCGGGCAAGCACCUGGCCACCGCCUCGGAGCGCGGCACGCUGCUCCGCGUCUGGAGCACCGCCGACGGCACGCGGCUGCAGGAGCUACGCCGCGGCACCGACGCCGCGCGCAUCCACUCCCUGGCCUUCAGCGGGGGGAGGGGGGCGCUGGCCGCCACGCCCCCGGAGUGGCUGGCGGUCACCAGCGACCGCGGCACCGCGCACGUCUUCUCCCUGCGGCGGGGGCAGGGCGUGGGGCCGGCGGGGGACCGGGCCGAUGGCGGUGGCGGCGCGCAGCAGCAGCAGCAGCCGGAGGGGAGGGCCAACCCCACCUCCAAGCUCGCCUUUGUCAGCUCGUACCUGCCCCUCGCCGCGGGCUACUUCUCCUCGGAGCGCUCCUUUGCCCAGUUCCACCUCCCCGACGGCGCGCCGACCGUAGUGGGGUUUGGGCAGGAGCCGGGGACCCUGCUCCUGCUCUCCUCCUCGGGCCUCUUCUACAACCUGGCGUUCGACCCCCUAGUGGGGGGGGCCUGCGAGCAGGUGUCCUGCGUGCAGUUCAUGGAGGAGGCCCCACGCCAGGGUGGGGGCUAUUGA
Auxenochlorella protothecoides is the source of this 2910-nucleotide messenger RNA. Its product is annotated as putative inactive serine/threonine-protein kinase scy1. The coding region runs from base 1 to 2910 and encodes 969 amino acids. Gene Ontology annotation, biological process: protein phosphorylation. The record is from RefSeq and is a predicted model, not a curated record. NCBI's taxonomy places the organism in Eukaryota, Viridiplantae, Chlorophyta, Trebouxiophyceae, Chlorellales, Chlorellaceae. The transcript has 11 exons. Gene Ontology annotation, molecular function: ATP binding; protein kinase activity; protein binding.